This is a messenger RNA of Gekko japonicus, 2203 nucleotides long. RefSeq lists its product as uncharacterized. NCBI's taxonomy places the organism in Eukaryota, Metazoa, Chordata, Lepidosauria, Squamata, Gekkonidae. The record is from RefSeq and is a predicted model, not a curated record. Bases 53 to 2203 code for a protein of 716 amino acids. The transcript has 4 exons.
GUUAAAAGGGCUCUUCAUUGCUUGACUACCCGGUUCCAGAAGAGGCUAGAAGAUGAAUGCUGCUCCUGCCUCAGAAAGUGGACCCUAUCCCACAAACCAAAAGCCCUUUUUUUACGCUCAACCGACUGCACAGCAAAUGUUCCCGAAUCCAUGCUUCCUUGGCCCUGUAUACAACCCAUAUGGUGUUCCUGCCACAGGCUUCAGAAAUGCAAAUCCGUAUUACCCACUCUAUUCUAUACCUCUCCAUGACUACCCCGGAUAUCUUGUCCCACAGCAUCCCAUGCAUAUGAGAGUUAACAGAAGACCUUAUUUUAAUGGUCACCUACCCUCGCCCAUGUUUUAUCAAGCGACACGGUUCAGGCACUACAACCCAGGGAAACGAACGGAGACUAAAGAAACACAGACAGAUCAGAAGCAGUCUGAAAGCAAACUGAAAAGGCAUCAGGAUCACAGCAUGGAAACACAAGGCUGUGAUGCUGGAAAUGCAACCUACACCCCUUCUAGUACUGGUAAGGGAGCUGCAAGCCCUGUAGAAAAACAGGACAGGGCUGCAUUUUCAAGUGUUCCAGACAGAGACUUUACCAAGAGCUCUUCGGGGUCUGUACAGUUCCGAAGCCUCCCCCCAGCAGGCUAUGCCUAUGAGAAAGAGGAGGUCAGGAUAGAAUACGACAAUGAUGGUGCCCCUGCCAUUCAGUUAUGGAAGUCCUUCAAAGAAACAAUCCCUCUAUAUGAUGUGGCAGAGAAGUCAGUCCCAGAGAAUGUAAUGCAAAGAGAUAUGUUUGCUCUGGCUUCCUGUGAAGGAGUUAUUUAUGGGCCUCCUAACCGAGGGGAGUUGGUGCCAAGUAUUACUUACCCAGAGGAGCAAAAGGCUCUUGAGGAUGUACAAGAGAAAGAGCCUCAACUUAAAGGAAAACUGGAUGCAGAAAAGCAAGGAACUGCGAGCCAUUGGACAAGAUCUCCGUUGGAUGACACCAAAGCAGGGCAGAUGGCUGAACCAACUGGACCUGACUUGAUGGGAGUGAGGCAAGAAGCUGUGAUGUCCAAAGGAUCUUCUGGCUCAAAAAGGUUCCGUGGUUCAAAAACUCCUCAAGAAGUGUCAGACCCGAUUCAACAAAGUCUGUCUGGUAGAGAGAAAACAAGCGAUGCUGAUUUCCCUGAGAAACUGGAGGAAAAGAAUGAGGUGUCCCUUGAAAGUCAAGUAACUCUAGAAAAAAGUCUGUGGUGUGAUGAGUCAGAGAAAUACAUUCCUUCUGACAGUUGGCUGGCUCGUAUAGACAACAUGGACCCCAACUACAACAUGUAUGUGUCCCAAAGGAAACGCCCAAGUGUGCUCAGCCUUACCUCUGAUGAGAUGUCUUCUGUGGAUGAAGGCUCAUCGAUGGAUAACUUACCAGUGUCUUAUUUUGCCCCUGGCUAUACAUUUCAGAAGAGUGGGUAUCCCUUCAAAAAAAGCACAGAGGGCUCAGAGAGAGAAAAAAUUAAAAGUGGAGGUUUCCUCAAUGAAGACGAGGACAACAAAGACAAGGUGGGAGGAGAGCAGGUUGGUGCUAGUGAGGGCCAGAACGUGAAGAGCAGCUCAAGGAUCAAGAUUAAAGAGCUUUCCAGUCGAAGUAGAAAGUUGGGCACUCUGCCUAGGUCUUCCAGUAGAAAGAAGCUCUAUUCCCUUAAGAAAAAAGCCGCUAAGAGUUUGUCACCCUCAGAAGCUGAGGACUCUGAGGAAUACUGGGUUAAAGAACCAGAGGAUGAGGAAGAGGAGGAGGAGGAGGAGGAGGAGGAGGAGAAGGAAGAAUACUACUUGAUCCAAGGAGUUGCUCCCUAUGGAACUUUAGCCCCUGCCAAAUAUGGCUUCUACCAACAGGAUGGCAAGCAAGUGUUUUGGAAGAUACCGAAAAAUGCUGUUCCAGCCCAGCUCAUCAGUUGGCCUGUUCAAGAAAAAAUAAAACUUUCUAGACCAGCUAACAAACUGAGGGACCAAGAAGAGGAUGAAGAUGUCUGUGGCGACUGCAACUUCUAUCUGAAGAAACCUACAGCCCAACAACUUGAGGUGCUCGGGCACAGAAGAAAUUCACAAAGGUAUUCAGAGUGCACGCCGAAGAAGAAAGGGGUGCGCAAGCCUCCGCACAAGCGCAGGGACACAAGAGAUGAUGCAGAAAUAGAAGAGCAGUGGGAGAAAAUGAAAGUCGCCCAUCAUCACAAAGGUUAG